Messenger RNA from Saccharomycopsis crataegensis, 2151 nucleotides. It is a transcript of the gene CDC9, whose product is annotated as DNA ligase (ATP) CDC9. The coding region runs from base 1 to 2151 and encodes 716 amino acids. Gene Ontology annotation, cellular component: nucleus; mitochondrion. NCBI's taxonomy places the organism in Eukaryota, Fungi, Ascomycota, Saccharomycetes, Ascoideales, Saccharomycopsidaceae. The record is from RefSeq and is a predicted model, not a curated record. The transcript has a single exon. Gene Ontology annotation, molecular function: ATP binding; DNA binding; DNA ligase (ATP) activity. Gene Ontology annotation, biological process: DNA biosynthetic process; lagging strand elongation; Okazaki fragment processing involved in mitotic DNA replication.
AUGGCAAAACAACAAACUUUGGCAAGAUUUUUCACCUCAAUGAAAAAAAAUACGUCAAAAUCAGUGAAGGAAACUGAUGACCAGAAGAAAUCCGAUACCCCAAAAUCACCAGAGAAAAAGAAAAUCAUCAAAGAUGAAGAAGAUCAACAGAAGCAACAAAAAUCUGUGGUUGGUAAGAGAUCAAGAUCAAGCUCCCCGUCAAGAUCCUCGUCGCCAAAGAAGCUUAAACCAUCUGUCCAAAUAAGUGAUGAGGACCUUAAAAAGGAACUUGCUGCUGAUAAAAUCGAUACCAAAGUAGCGGGAUUGGAGAAAUCAAAACCAAUUCUUUACAGUCUCCUUUGUAAAACUUUUGAUAAGAUCGAACAAGAAUCUUCUCGUUUGAAAAUCAUUGAAAUUGUUUCAGAAUUUUUCUUUGAAGUAUUACAAAACAGCCCUGAAUCGCUUGUUACCAUUAUUUAUCUAUCGAUCAAUAAACUUGGUCCCGACUAUGAUAAUCUAGAACUUGGUUUAGGAGAAACAUUGUUGAUCAAGUCGAUUUGUGAAAGUACUGGUCGGUCAACCGCUACAAUUAAGGCUAAUUAUAAAGAAACUGGGGAUUUGGGGCUGAUUGCCCAAACUUCUCGAUCCAGACAAUCGUUAAUGUUCAAACCAAAACCAUUGACAAUUGAAACCGUUUUCAAGAACUUGAAAGAAAUUGCCGAGAGUACCGGGUCGGCAUCACAAAGCAAGAAAAUCGGAAUCAUUGUCAGAAUGUUGAGUUCUUGUAAUGGGGUAGAAGCAAAGUUCUUGAUCAGGUCGCUUGAAGGAAAACUUAGAAUUGGGUUGGCCGACAAAAGUAUAUUAUUAGCGUUAGCCAAAAGUUUAUUGAGCUUUGAGUAUCAGAAACAGGGAAAGAAUUACAACAAGAUCGAUCCAAGUUUGAUUAGUGAUGCGGAAUUGCAAAUCAAGGAUACUUUCAACCAAGUCUCAAAUUAUGAGGUGAUCAUUAAAGCUGCAAUGGAACACGGGGUUUUAAAUCUCAAAGAUAAUGUCAGCUUACAACCAGGAAUUCCUUUGAAACCAAUGUUGGCAAAGCCCACAAAAGCCAUUACCGAAAUCUUGGAUAAGUUCAGCAAUACCAACUUUACCUGUGAAUAUAAAUAUGAUGGGGAAAGAGCCCAGAUUCACUUGUUAUCUGACGGGAAAGUGAAGAUUUAUUCUAGAAACUCUGAAGAUAUGACAGAACGUUAUCCUGAUUUGAUCCAGGCACUUUCUAAUUUCAUCAAGCCUGGAAAACUGGUGAAAUCCUUGAUUCUUGAUAGUGAAGCGGUUGCUUGGGAUCGCGUCGACAAGAAAAUCCUUCCUUUCCAGGUAUUGACUACCAGAAAAAGAAAAGAUGUGAAAUUAGAGGAUAUCAAGGUGCAGAUUUGUGUGUUUGCUUUUGAUUUACUUUGUCUAAACGAUGAACCCUUGAUUCAUAAACCAUUCAAUGAAAGAAGAGCGAUAAUGAUGGAUCAUUUACAAAUCACUCCAGGACAGUUUCAAUUUGCCACGUACAAGAACUUGGAAAAUAUUGAAGAAAUUCAACAAUUCUUAGAUCAGAGUAUCAAAGACUCUUGCGAAGGGUUGAUGAUUAAAUUGAUGAGCAGUACCUAUGAGCCAUCACAACGGUCCAGCAAUUGGCUCAAGCUCAAGAAGGAUUAUCUUCAAGAUAUCGGUGAUUCUAUUGAUUUGGUAUGUCUAGGUGGGUACCAUGGUAAAGGUAAACGUACUGGUAAAUACGGUGGGUUUUUACUUGGGUGCUACAAUCCAGAUUCCGGGGAAUACGAAACCACUUGCAAAAUUGGUACUGGAUUCUCCGAUGAAGAUUUUGCUAGUUUAAGUGAGAAGUUAGUGGGUACCGUUAUCAGUCAACCAAAAACUUAUUAUCGUUACGAUAAAGAUAAUUCCAAAAGUUCUCCAGACGUGUGGUUUGAGCCAAAUCUUGUGUUUGAAAUCCGGACUGCCGAUUUGUCUUUGUCGCCAGUUUAUAAGACCGGGGCAGAUAAAUAUGGCAAGGGGAUUAGUCUUCGUUUUCCUCGGUUUAUUAGACUUCGUGAUGAUAAAGGACCAGAAGACUCUACUAGUCCUGAUCAGAUUAUAGAACUUUACGAAUCGCAGGUCAAUAUUUGA